AUGGCAGGUGGUGAAGGUGCUCCACCACUACCUAGAGUAGACACUCAUUUCAGGUCGACGAUCUUUAGAAACCCAUCUCCAAUUGUUACACCAGUUUUAAAUGGGAGAGUAUUUGAAAUCCGGCCUCAGUACUUGGCUAUUUUACCAACCUUUAGGGGAGUUGCAUCAGACGAGCCUUACACACAUUUGAUUGACUAUGCAGCAAUAUGUAGCACCAUUGGGAAACAAGGCUUUACACCCGAAGAGGUAAAAUUACGUCUUUUUCAAUUUUCACUCAAAGAUAGAGCUAAACAAUGGUUUUCAACUUUACCAUCUGAUAGUAUUCGAACAUGGGAUGAAAUGCAAAGAACUUUUCUUGAGGAAUACUAUCCGAUGAGUAAAACUAGUGAAGCUCGAAAUGCUACCAAAUCUUUUAGUCAACAUGUUGGGGAAACAUUUCAUGAAGCCUUCAAACGUUUUAAUGAAAUGCUUAGAAUGUGUCCUCAUCAUGACAUCCCUAAAUGGGAUUUGAUCAAAAAUUUUUAUGAUGGUUUAGUUACCGAGGAUCAAAAAGUUGUUUUUGCAUGUAGCGAUGGAACCUUUUUAACUCAUGAUGAGAAUUAUGAAUGGAAUUUUUUAGAAACUUUAAGUAAAGGUUUAAAAAUUCAAGCUUCCGCUGAUCGAAGUGUUAAACCACAUCAAAUUAAAGUUGUAAAUGACCAACCUAGUAAUGAAAGGUUUGAUGCAUUAGAAAAGAAAAUUGAUAUGAUUUGCCAAAAGUUGGGAAAGGAUGUUUCUCUUGUUUCGCAGGUACAAGAGUUAUGUGAAAUAUGUGGAGAUAUGGGGCAUGUUGCUUUUGAUUGCCCUAUGAAUUUUGGAAGUAACGAAGAAGUUAAUCAAGUACACGGGGAAAGGAAUAUGAAUUCUAACACGUAUCAUCCCGGAUUGCGGAAUCAUCCAAAUUUCCGAUAUGGCAACCCCGCUAAUCAAAUGAAUCCUAACUUUCAAGGAUCAAGUCAACAAGGUGGACAGCAACAAUUUCAGCCUCGUCAACAAAACUUUCAAGGCCAAGCAAGUUCAUCACAAGGAAAUGCAAACAAUGAAGGUUCAACCAAGUUAGAUGAGAUUUUAGGAAUCCUAAAAGGGGUGGUGCAAGAACAAGAAGUUCAAGGUAAGACCGUAGGAUCUCUAACCCAACAAGUUGGUCAACUAGCCGAAGAAGUAGCUAUAAGACGACCGGGAAAGCUUCCAAGUGACACAACAAUCAAUCCACAACAUCAAGGAUCAUCAUCAAAGAGCAACAAAAAUGCACACGUCAAUGAGGUAUGUGUUCUUAGAAAUGGUAAGUCUUAUGAGCACAAUGUUGAAACUCCAUCAAAAUUUGUUGAAGGUGUGGUGGAGGAUGUUAGUGAUGGAUCCGAUAAUGACCAAGAAAUAGAAACUCAUGUUACUAAAACUCAACCUCAUCAAGCUUUUAAAAAUUCAACAAAUCAAGAGGUUGUGGGUAACGAGUUUACUAAAGUGAUGGAUAAGGGUGUGGAGACUAAUACCGCCCCAUAUCCUUCCGCUUUAGUAAAGCCUAUGAAAGCAUCGAUUUAA
This is a messenger RNA of Helianthus annuus (common sunflower), 1578 nucleotides long. RefSeq lists its product as uncharacterized. The transcript has 2 exons. Gene Ontology annotation, molecular function: zinc ion binding; nucleic acid binding. NCBI's taxonomy places the organism in Eukaryota, Viridiplantae, Streptophyta, Magnoliopsida, Asterales, Asteraceae. The record is from RefSeq and is a predicted model, not a curated record. Bases 1 to 1578 code for a protein of 525 amino acids.